Messenger RNA from Catharus ustulatus (Swainson's thrush), 1262 nucleotides. RefSeq names its product TatD DNase domain containing 1 (gene TATDN1). Bases 139 to 1107 code for a protein of 322 amino acids. The transcript has 13 exons. Gene Ontology annotation, molecular function: 3'-5'-DNA exonuclease activity. Gene Ontology annotation, cellular component: cytosol. The record is from RefSeq and is a predicted model, not a curated record. Lineage: Eukaryota; Metazoa; Chordata; Aves; Passeriformes; Turdidae.
UGCAGCUGUCCUGUCGGUGCUGCCGGGCGGCUGGCAUGGCCCAGGGAUGGCACCAGGAGGGAGAGCAGGCAGCUCUUAGGAGGCAUUCUGCUGCUCCCUGCCGUGGAAGGCGAUAUUGGUAUUAACCUGACAGAUCCUAUGUUCAGAGGAAUCUACAGGGGAACACAAAAACAUCAAGAUGACUUGCUGGAUGUAAUAGAGAGAGCAGUCAAAGUUGGCAUUAAAAAGUUACUGCUGAAGAUCACACUCUUCAGAGGUUUUCAGAUAUUUCUGUAUGUAAAGGAAAUUGGCAACUGCAGAAGAGCUAGAAGCCCACAGAUUCUUACAUUUGAGGCAUCUGCAUGUUUGCUGUUUUUGAUUACAGGUGGGAGUCUAGAAGAUAGUAAAGAUGCAUUGCAGCUGGCACAGACAAAUGACAUGUUUUUCAGUACAGUUGGCUGUCAUCCUACCCGCUGCGGAGAAUUUGAGCAGAAUAGCCCUGAACAGUAUUUAUCUGAAUUAAAAAAUCUGAUUGAAAAAAAUAGGACAAAGGUAAUAGCAGUUGGAGAAUGUGGCUUAGAUUUCGAUAGAUUAGAAUUUUGCCCAAAGGACAUCCAACUCAAGUAUUUUGAAAAACAGUUUGACUUGUCAGAACAGAUGCGGCUGCCCAUGUUUCUGCACUGUAGAAACUCACAUGCUGAAUUUUUAGACAUAAUGAGAAGAAACCGAGAUAGAGUUGUAGGAGGGGUGGUACAUUCAUUUGAUGGCACAAAGGAACAAGCAGCAGCUCUAAUAGAUUUGGAUCUUUAUAUUGGGAUCAAUGGCUGUUCACUGAAAACAGAAGCCAACUUGGAAACACUGAAAUCAAUUCCUAGUGAACGAUUAAUGAUAGAGACUGAUGCACCUUGGUGUGGAGUGAAAAAUACUCAUGCUGGAUCAAAAUACAUUAAAACCACAUUUCCUACAAAAAAGAAAUGGGAAAAAGGGCACUGCUUGAAGGACAGAAAUGAACCCUGCCAUAUAAUUCAAAUACUGGAAAUAAUGGCAGCAGUAAGAGAAGAUGACCCACUUGAGUUGGCCAAUACUCUAUAUAACAACACCAUUAAAGUCUUCUUUCCAAAUAUGUAAAGUUGUUUUUCUUACAUUUAUUCAGCAUAACUUCAGUAAAUAUAUUGCAAAAACUUAAAAAUCAUCAUUCCUGCAAAUUCUAAUCAAUGGAAGCCAAUGUGUAGUGGGUUUGGGGUUUUUUAUGGUACAAGAUUAAAGCUGCUUUUGAAAAGGUG